UUGUGCAUUUUGUGGUUUUCAGAAGAGAAAAAUGGGAGAAAAAACCUGCAGCGCAGGAAGUAUAGUUUGGGUGCAGAGGAAAAAUGGAACAUGGUGGCCAGGGAAAAUACUGUGUAACAAUGAAAUCUCAACUACUGGGAUUGUUUCUCCUAAUAGUUUCAGUUCAAGAUUUCCCAUCAAGCUUCUUGGUCGAGAUAAUGCUUCUGUGUACUGGUACAACCUGGAGAAGUCCAGUCGCGUAAAGGCAUUUCGAUGUGGCGAGUUUGAUGAUUGUAUCAAAAAGGCCGAAUCAUCCAAGGUUUAUAUGUAUAAUAAAAAGCUCAAGUAUGCACUACGAGAAGAUGCAAUUCUUCAUGCUCUUCAACUUGAGAAGCAACAACAGGAGAAACUGAAAAUGCCAGAUGGUGAAACAUAUGGAGAAAGUGUCGAGAGAACAAAGAGAAACAGAUGUGCUAUACCAUUUUUGGAGAAAUCAGUUCAUUCUCAAUCAUCAAAGAUAAUUCCCCCCUCUAAUAGUAAUCAUUCAUCUUCCAAGUCCACGAGUUCCUUGAAGAGUGAGACAACUGCAUCUGCAGGUUACUAUACAUUGCGACCAAAAAAGAUGAGCUUCAGUCGUCCAGCAGUCAACAAAAGGAAAAUGCAUAAUCAACAUUGUAGGAGCAGAUCAGUUGAAAGAAGUAGUGAAUCAUUUGAAACCUUGUCACGGGAUUUCAAUCACAACUCUCGGCCUAGUCCAGGGAACUCUCUCACAGAGGAAGCCAGCAGCCAAAGCCUUAGUUCAAAGUUCACCACGUGCACGCGGAAGACAUUAAUAGAUGUGGAUAUGACAGUUCAAGGCACCUAUAGAGGAGAGCCUACUCCUCUUGUUUCUUUAAUGAGUAGAUUAAACGGAAAGGCAAUCGUAGGGCACCCCAUCAACAUAGAAGUAUUAGAUGAUAGUUCUGAAAUAAUUCUUGUUAAGAAAGGGAGCUCGGAUCAGCUGAAAAACAAGAGAAGAAUGCCUCAACUUGUUUGGACAACAUCAAAGAGAACUCCUGUCUGUUACACAACCUCUUCUGCAUCUAAGAAGCCGAACAUGUCAAACAACGGACCAAGAACAUUCUUUCGUGGCGAUGGACAAAAGUGCAACCAUGAUGUAGGUGACAAGAAUGCUGCAAAAGAUGACAUGACUCUGCCUUAUGUUACAUGUGUCCCUGUGAAAGACAUAUUCACCAAGUUAAUAAGGGCACUUGGAAAUGUGUGAUCAUAACCAGGAUCUCGAGGUUAAUAUGGUGUGCAUGACGAGAAGCUUUCUGUGGAUAUUACAGUAAUUAACUGCUGCCAUUAAGAACUGUAUAUUGACAUGCUAAAGUAGGUUUAUGUCUCCUCUGUAAGUAACCUAAACUUACAAAACUGAGCUAAAAGAUUUCUCAGCUUUUUGUUCUUCCAACAUGAAAUCUAUCUAUUAGUCAUUGAA
Molecule: messenger RNA, 1456 nt
Organism: Nicotiana tabacum (common tobacco)
Lineage: Eukaryota; Viridiplantae; Streptophyta; Magnoliopsida; Solanales; Solanaceae
Source: RefSeq, a predicted model, not a curated record